AUGUAUGCUGCUCUGCGCUCUCUAGUUCAGAAGGGACAGACCAUUGGCGUAAUGGUGACUGCUUCACACAAUCCACCCUCUGACAACGGACUCAAGGUGAUUGACUCUGACGGCGGAAUGUUGCCUCCGGAGGCCGAAACUGGUCUCGUGGAGUUCGUCAAAAUGCAGCCAUCCGGGGUAACCGCUUGGAUGAAAAAGCACUUGCCGCAAGAUCUCGGUGGGCCUUUCUGCUUACAUAACUUUGAUUCAUAA
Messenger RNA from Dibothriocephalus latus, 252 nucleotides. NCBI's taxonomy places the organism in Eukaryota, Metazoa, Platyhelminthes, Cestoda, Diphyllobothriidea, Diphyllobothriidae. The record is from the annotation of a GenBank genome assembly.